UACACACACUUUUUAUGAUAAUUAUUAAUUUUGCAGGGUGAUUUGAGUCAGCAAGACAAGAGAUGUGUCUUCCUAACCGUUCACGAUUUGGGCACGAACCAUACCUCAAUGGUAGACUUUAUAAAUCACCCCGCUAUGAUGGAGAUCAAGGAGCGAUCCUGCUUCAUACACGUGGACGUUCCCGGACACGAGGAAAAUUCACCAGACCUACCUGAAUCCUACCCAUUCCCAUCUCUCCAAACCCUUGGCGAAGAUCUCAUAACCGUGCUAGACUUCUUGCACGUGAAGUACGCCGUCGGUCUUGGAGAAGGCGCCGGCGCAAAUAUUCUCGCCCGGUGUGGUCUCGCCCACCCUCGCCGUCUCCUCGGCCUCAUCCUCGUCAACUGUACGGGAUCUACUUCUUCCGUAGCUGAUGCCUUCAGGACCAGGUUCUCGCGCUGGAAAGGAACCGACAUCUCUCAGUCAGAAGAGGACUUCCUCAUCUACCACAAGUUCGGACACCAAAUAUCGGAGGCGUCAGAGUGCGGCGAGCGCGAGCGCGAGCGAAUGCUGGCGGAGUUCCGCUCGCGCCUGCGCGGGAACCUCAACACGCACAACAUCAAGCAGUACGUGCGCGCCUUCAUCAAUCGCAAAGACCUGGUCUUAAAAGGAUGUCAGCCGGACAUUCUUCUCAUCACUGGAAUGUUCAGUCCAUACUCAAGCGUCGUGGAGAAGAUGUACAAGGAGCUGGAUAAGGACAAGGUCACCAUAUUGAAGGUGGACCGAGCUGGUGACGUACUGGCUGAAGCUCCGGCGAAAGUUGCACAAUCGUUGCUACUGUUCUGUCAAGGUCAAGGCCUGCUGACGUCCCUACCACCGCCAGGAAUUGAACGUCGAAUGUCUCGCGGCAUGUCCAUGGAGGAGUACGACAAACCAAACAUAAGGAGGCUUUCACUCACCCCGAGCGUUUCAGAAUCGCCACCACCGAGAAAACUGUAGAAUACUCGCUGAUAUAAGAGAUUUGAAGAUAGUUUUAUUUAAUAUAUUUAUUUAAUUUACCUAGAA
Melitaea cinxia (Glanville fritillary) is the source of this 1044-nucleotide messenger RNA. RefSeq lists its product as uncharacterized. Gene Ontology annotation, cellular component: cytoplasm. The transcript has 6 exons. NCBI's taxonomy places the organism in Eukaryota, Metazoa, Arthropoda, Insecta, Lepidoptera, Nymphalidae. Gene Ontology annotation, biological process: signal transduction. The coding region runs from base 109 to 978 and encodes 289 amino acids. The record is from RefSeq and is a predicted model, not a curated record.